UUUGCAUUUGUUUUUUUGUUUUUGGGUUUUGUUAAUGUGUUUUGCACUUCUCGGCCACCAUACAGUGCACCGUUCCACAUCAAGAGUAUAAAAGGCCAAAACACUGAGCAGCAGUGGUCAUUCGACAUCACGCAACCUACCGAACAGUAGCAAUUGACAGCAAGAAUCACACACGAUCAAUUCUAAACCCACUAAAGUUUAGUGUUCUGAAUCCUGUACCGUGUUUUUUACUGACCCGCUGGGACGAGUACGAUCUCCUGAUCAGCGCACAACAGAUAGUGAAACUCCCUUACAAUUAGUCCUUCGAGCUAGAGAGUAAAACUUCCUAACAGUGAUUGUCCACUGCUAUGUUAAAAUAAAUUAGAUAUGACUGAUGGUGAGGCAACCUAUGAAAACUUCAUAGCCUCUGGAAGGACGGGCAGAAGGAAUGCAGUGCAUGACAUCCUGGGGGAAUCAGGAGGACUGGACGUGAGUGGACUCUCGCAGACGCUUUCUCAGAUCAAUGUCAACAAAACAGGUGAUGGGAAUGACGGAGGGAAAAGUUCGAGCUCUUCAGACUCUGAUCCCAAACCAGAGGAGAACAAAGCGGAGGGAACCUAACGGCCUCAUGUGUCAAAGAGAAGAGAGACAUCUCCUCAAUCAGACCUAUCCAGAUUGGGCAUGGCCGAGCUGACGCAACGACGCCCUGCUGGCAUUCUCCAGGCACAUCCGAGGCUCUGCCUUCAAAACGUUCAGCGGGAAAGCCUGGAAAUGUAGUUAUAGCACAGGAUAAAGCUUUAAUCACUGUUAGCUGUCAGCUGUUGAAAUGGAACUAAAACCUCCUCCAGACCUUCCAUCGCAAAGCUGCUAUAGACAUACCUGGAGAUAAGUGUAGGAUCUUCUCAGAUCUCCUUAGACGGAGUCAUAAAGGCAUACGUUUUUUUGAUCCACUGCCAAGUUAGCCUUGCUCAAAUAUUUUGGUAUUUCUAAUAUGUAUGAGUAGUAGUUUUAUUGUCGUAAUAGUUUUUAAAUAUUUUAAUAUUCAUUCUGUAUUCUAAACAGGUUUUGUUUUUCCACUUAACCUUUCAGCUGUUUACUGAAAUGUGAUGCAUGACACCUAAAUAUAUUCAGUACAUCCAGAGAACAUGUUCCAAAGUAUGCAUUUUUUUAUUCGUGAUUUUAUUCAUUAUUUUUAAUAAAAUAAUAAUCAUUUAA
Molecule: messenger RNA, 1194 nt
Organism: Silurus meridionalis
Lineage: Eukaryota; Metazoa; Chordata; Actinopteri; Siluriformes; Siluridae
Gene: pkia
Product: cAMP-dependent protein kinase inhibitor alpha
Exons: 3
Coding region: 367-600 (77 amino acids)
Biological process (GO): negative regulation of cAMP-dependent protein kinase activity
Cellular component (GO): cytoplasm; nucleus
Molecular function (GO): cAMP-dependent protein kinase inhibitor activity
Source: RefSeq, a predicted model, not a curated record